Molecule: messenger RNA, 1748 nt
Organism: Sabethes cyaneus
Lineage: Eukaryota; Metazoa; Arthropoda; Insecta; Diptera; Culicidae
Product: sphingosine-1-phosphate phosphatase 1-like
Exons: 5
Coding region: 197-1441 (414 amino acids)
Biological process (GO): phospholipid dephosphorylation; sphingosine metabolic process
Cellular component (GO): endoplasmic reticulum membrane
Molecular function (GO): sphingosine-1-phosphate phosphatase activity
Source: RefSeq, a predicted model, not a curated record
CGUGUUUGUGUUCUAUUUUGUGGUUCAAGAGUGCUCUAGUUUUUUUUAUAAUGACACGAUAAUGCUUCCACUUUUCUGUUAGAGGAAAAUCUCCACUAAUAUUUCGUGUAUUAGGGUCCCUACUUUCGGUUCCGUCCCGUCCGAAAAUCUUAUUGGAAUCUUACCGUAGAAAGGAACGAAAUAGGAUUAAUUCGCAAUGACUGCCGCUGCAAUUCAGUAUCUUAAAAGCCCCGAACUCGUGGUUAAAGUUCAGGAGUUUUUCGGCAUUGAAUAUCUGAAGCAGCAAAAAGAAAAAAUCGAUUCCGGUGAGCAGACUAACAACAGCAAUGGUCAUGGGAGCUGGCCAGACAAGAAAAAAGCUGCCAAUGGAACCGCGACGACAGUGACGAAUGAUAGAAAUGAUAAGAAUCUAGCGCAAGAUAGCAAUAAUGAUGAAAAGUAUCGAGUGAAUAACAAAUUUUGGUAUUACUUCUUCGUAAUUGGAACCGAGCUGGGAGAUGAGAUUUUCUACGCUACUUUUAUUCCUCUGUGGUUUUGGAAUGUGGAUAGCGCUGUUGGUCGACGUGUCGUCAUGGUUUGGUCAGCAAUAAUGUAUGUUGGUCAAACAUUGAAGGACAUAAUUCGAUGGCCAAGACCUAGUUAUCCCGUUAGUCGGUUGCAAAAGAAAUGGGCCCUAGAGUACGGGAUGCCAUCCACGCAUGCGAUGGUAUCCGUAGCAAUACCAUUCUCUGUUUUAAUAUAUACUUAUGAUAGGUAUAUUUAUUCACUGCCGUUCGGGUUGGCAUUCGCUUUGGUUUGGUGUGCGGUAAUCUGCUUUAGUCGAGUUUACUUGGGAAUGCAUACUGUGUUGGACAUAAUAGCCGGAUUAGUCUUAGUAGUACUACUGAUGAUACCAUUGAUUCCGAUCGUAGACACAUUAGAUUACAUUAUAGUUACUAGUCGAUGGUCGCCAAUUUUUGUGUUGACUGUUUCCAUUACGCUUAUAGUGUUCUAUCCAGAUUCGGGGAUUUGGACACCGACAAGAGGAGACACUACCCUUACGGUCAGUGUUUGUGCCGGAAUCGAAAUUGGCGCUUGGUUGCAUUACAUGCUUGGCGACUUUACGGCCCCGAUCAACCCGCCACCAUAUGAAAUCAUUUGGCCUUCAUAUGCUAUGCUGGGCAUGCUGCUGCUCCGAACAGUUCUCGGAUUAUGUUGCAUCGUGGCGACACGUGCUUUGGGAAAGUCGAUUUCAUACGCAUUUGUCUGUUUUCUACUGGGACGCGAUAAAAAUGAGCUACGCAGAUCGGAAAAUACUCUAGAAAACAAGAACAAAAUCAUUGUUGAAUUGUCGUACAAGUUUUUCACCUACGGAAUGAUUGGCUUUAACACACAAUAUCUCUUACCUACUGUGUUCAAACUGUUGCGUAUAGGUCGACCUGAUUUCUAUACAGAAAUUUGAUUUCACUGAGUACAGACGAAUAAAUCGUUAAACAUUCCAAACGCGACAAUGCUUCUGUUGACGUCUACAGUGAAUAUAGAUGGCCGAGGCAAGCACAUGUUAUUUUUUCUGAUAGAAUCGAAUGUAAACUUCUUAAAGUUCGUUAGUGAAGUAUCUCCACUUUUCCAGAAUUUCAAUUAGAAUUUUAUCAUCCAACGUGAAUUGUUGGUUUCCUUAGCAAAAGGAAUAAAUAUGGUACAACAAGCAACGAUUAACAUAUUUGGAUUAAUACUAGUGAAUACUUUUAAUACGAAUUAAAUUCAACAUC